Messenger RNA from Closterium sp. Naga37s-1, 1536 nucleotides. The record is from the annotation of a GenBank genome assembly. Lineage: Eukaryota; Viridiplantae; Streptophyta; Zygnematophyceae; Desmidiales; Closteriaceae.
AUGGCUGACGUAGCCGACAUUCCGGGAAUGCUGACCAACAGCAUGAGCGGGAUGGGAGGCGCCGUAGAUUUGCUAACGUCACUCGUGUUUCGAUCUCCGGUCCAAGGCGGUUUUCCACCCGUCAACGGAUUUCCACGCGCCGAUACCUACGUGAACGGCGAUGACGACGCAGCAGCAGCCUUCGGCGAGUUCAACCAAACCGACAAUGGCACACAUCCUUUUAGUCACAUCGAUUUUCAGAAGAAACCCGCGCUUUUCCUGGCGCAAAGCGUGCUCAAUCUCGUGCUUCCCGCGUCGUCGCCGCUCUACCCCUUCAUCAUCACCCUCCUCUCCGCCUUUUCCCCCAUUUUGGAUGGCUUCUUACAACAAUACCUCCACAACGAUUUUUUUGCGGGCAGCGUGUGGCUCGUUGCGAUCGGUCUGGUGGGCAGAUACCUUCUAAGCUGGUUCCACUGGUCACUCGAUUGGAUGCGACACCGAGGAAAUGUGACUGUAACGAUCUCGCCAAACGACCAGGCGUUCACGUGGAUUCAGGAAUGGCUGAACGGAUAUAAGAAGCUGAGACCGUCCGAGUUUACCCUAAAUCUGGAAUGGCCGACGGAUGAUCAGGCAGAUGGCGCAGACCGUAAUAAGCCGAUCGUCAAGUUCCUCCCCAAGCUGAAGGCAGCGCAGCACAUCACAUUCAACGGUGCCAAGGUGUCCUUUCAAAUGCGCAACAGUCCGGGUCAGCUGUACCAAGGGGCUGAAUUCGGCGACAUUCUCCGCUCAAUGAACCGCGAGGAGCUCGUCAUCGAAGCGCCCUCUCAGGCCGUGCUCCAGGCAGUCGUGCAAGCCGCUACCGAUGCAGCCAUGGUGAAAAAAACCGAGAAGAAGAUCACGUCUGUGAAGCGGUGGUGUGCAGACCAAGACUACUGGAAGUACAUGGGUGAACGGGCGAGCCGGCCGGUUUCGACGGUGGUUCUGGAUUGCGACACAGCAGCUCUUAUCGAAGACGUGAAGCAGUUCUUAGCGAGUGCAAAGUGGUAUACAGACCGGGGUAUCCCUCACCGACGGGGGUAUUUAUUCCACGGGCCGCCGGGUUGCGGCAAGACUUCUCUAAUCCAAGCCCUAGCAGGGGAGUUGGAGUUUGGAGUUGCGAUAAACAGCCUGUCUUCCUCUGGUAUGAGCGACGAUUCCUUGAGCAGUGCUAUGUGUGACUGUGACGAGCGGGACGUGAUUGUACUGGAGGAUAUAGAUGCAGCCUUCACAACCACUAGGGAGAAGAAAGAGGGGAGCCAGGCGAACGGGCUGUCGUUUUCUGGCCUGCUGAACGCGAUUGAUGGGAUUGCCGCCCGGGAGAAGCAGAUCGUGAUCAUGACGACGAAUCAUAUCGAGCGAUUGGAUCCGGCGCUGAUCCGCCCUGGGCGGGUCGACUUCCGGAUGUUUCUCGGCCUCGCGAGCCGCAGCCAGAUCGUCCGUCUGUUCCUGAGAUUCUUCUCGGAAGCUUCUAAGAAAGAGGCGGAGCAGUUUGCAGGGUUGUUUGAGGAAGGAGAGUGA